UUGUUGAAAAUACAUGAAAAACUGCUACACUUCUUUUUCACGUUCGCCAAGAUGACUCUCGUCUUGCAAUGGUUUAUUGCAUGUGGCCUUUUAUUUUGGACAAGUUCCGUUUGCUCGUACUUUCUAGAUGUAAACAACUCUGUUGAAGAGACGGAGACGUAUCUUGCCAAUGCGAGUUCUGUCUUCUUCAACUUGUACACAAGGCAAAAUCCAUUUGAGCCUCAAAUUCUGAAAGUUGGCGAUUUGGAAUCGCUCCAACAAUCAAACUACAUGGCGUCUCUUCCGACUAAAAUGGUGGCCCACGGAUAUAACGGCGAUCCGGGGACGUUUAAUGCUACCAAAGAUGAGUUUCUGCAGCGCGAAAAUUGCAAUUUUAUAACAAUCGAUUGGGUUGAAUUGGCUUCGGGCAUCGACUACCCUUUGAUUGUAAUACGUAAUGUUCCACUGGCUGCAUCGGAAACAGGGGCUUUUGUCGAUUUUCUUCACGAAAAUACCGGUGCACCGUUGGGUUCUUUUCACUUGAUCGGAUUCAGCUUGGGGGCACAUGUCGUUGGCGGUGCCGGGGCUGCUGUAGUUUCGGGCAAUUUACCUCGCAUUACUGGGUUGGAUCCGGCUGCUCCAGGGUUUUCCAUUAACGACACAGAAACACGAUUGGACACUACUGACGCUGAUUUUGUUGAUGUAAUACAUACGAACAGUGGACCGAUAUAUCUAGGAGACGUAUCAAUGGAAGAAGCCAUUGGGCACGUUGAUUUUUAUCCAAAUGGAGGACAGAAACAGCCUGGCUGUCUACUGGCCGAAACACGAGAUGGCGAAACCAGAGGCUGUGAUCACAGCAGAUCAGUUCUGUUCUUUGAUGAAUCCAUUAAUAGUGAGAUCGGAUUUUGGGGCGUCCAGUGCAAUUCAUUCGAAGAAUUCCAAGCAGGAUUGUGUGACGGCAACUCGGCUGCUCUUAUGGGGGAACCGACUCCAGUCACAACUCGAGGCAUCUACUACUUGGUAACGAACGACGUGGAACCAUUUGCCAUGGGGCUACUGUAAGAUUCCCAUUCGUCGCAUCCUAUUGCGAAAUAAAAACCUCUCGGCAAGAUUUGACCGUACUGUACUAACUCUUACAGACACAACCUGUUGCGAGAGUUUUUCCAA
Daphnia carinata is the source of this 1146-nucleotide messenger RNA. RefSeq names its product pancreatic triacylglycerol lipase-like. The record is from RefSeq and is a predicted model, not a curated record. Gene Ontology annotation, biological process: lipid metabolic process. The coding region runs from base 52 to 1041 and encodes 329 amino acids. NCBI's taxonomy places the organism in Eukaryota, Metazoa, Arthropoda, Branchiopoda, Diplostraca, Daphniidae. Gene Ontology annotation, molecular function: lipase activity. The transcript has 8 exons.